CGUCAGCUUGUUGGUCACUGUCAUGUGGUAAUCGUAUUAUGGGUUCGAGCUAUCUCAGUAAACCUGCGACGAAAAAGACGUCUCGCGACGAGGAGGCUGCAAACUGGCGCUGCGGCGUCUCUUCCAUGCAAGGAUGGCGUGUAAACAUGGAGGAUGCGGACAGAGUUGUUAGAGACAUGGGAGACGGUACGUCAUAUUUUGGCGUAUUCGACGGCCACUGUGGUAAAGAGGUCGCUCUGUAUGUCUCAAAGUAUCUCCACCAAUACAUCAGAUCAUUACCAUCUUACACUGCCAGUCUACAUGAAGCUGUCAUCAACGGCUAUCUGAACGUUGAUCAGAGUCUUCUCACACCCAAAGGCCAGAGAGAGCUAAAAUUCCUCAAGUGCAAUCCGACAUCUCAGGCUUCAGCUGCAACCAGCGAUUCCGAUUCAUCGGAUGACGAGUGUAAACCUCUGAAAGCACAACAUUAUUUUCAUGGAAUGAAUGUGGGAUCAACGGGAGUCACUGCUCUUGUUCGAGAUGAUUUACUGGUGGUUGCUCAUGUUGGUGACUCGAGGUGUGUUUUGUGUCGAGGCGGAAUUGCCAUCGCGAUGACCAGUGAUCAUAAACCAUGGAUGGAAGGAGAGAUGGAUAGAAUAAGGAAAGCUGGUGGAAAGGUCUGUGGGAAUAGACUGUAUGGAAGAGGACCGUUGAAUUUGGAUGUUUCAAGGACGUUUGGUGAUCACAGUCUGAAGCAGAAUGGGUUACUUGGAUCAGAAGAUCAGAUUGUGUCUGUGAUGCCUGAUGUUCGACAAGAAGUGCUGACCAGAGAAGACGAGUUCCUUGUGCUUGCUUGUGACGGAAUAUGGGACCAAAUGACCAAUCAGCAGUGCGUCGAUUUUAUUCGUGAUCGUCUGCUCGAAGAUCCAGCUACACGCCUGUCAAGCAUCUGUGAAGAGUUGAUGGAUUGCUGUUUGUCACCCGAGUCACCUCAACACGGUGCUGCAGGAUGCGACAACAUGACUAUCAUGCUGGUGCAGCUUACAACGGGGAAGAGGGAAGGUGGUGCUUGCUAAUUUGGAGCUUAUAUUGUCAAGGUGGAGUGAAGAUGUAUACGUAUGUAUAACGGAUUUCUGUUGAUUACUUUGGAUGGAAUGAGAUGACUAUAUUUUUGUGUUAUGUGAUGGAAUGGAUUCGUGUAGUUGA
Messenger RNA from Corticium candelabrum, 1185 nucleotides. RefSeq lists its product as uncharacterized. The coding region runs from base 39 to 1055 and encodes 338 amino acids. Gene Ontology annotation, molecular function: protein serine/threonine phosphatase activity. The transcript has 7 exons. Gene Ontology annotation, biological process: protein dephosphorylation. The record is from RefSeq and is a predicted model, not a curated record. Lineage: Eukaryota; Metazoa; Porifera; Homoscleromorpha; Homosclerophorida; Plakinidae.